AUGGACAUAAUUCAUCAAAGAACAUCUCUUUCUCAAGAUGGAAAUAUAAAUAAUACAUAUACUAUUACUAUUGAUGAUAAUGAACGUGAAUUAACGAAUAAAGAAAAUGUAAAUCCUCCUGAGGAUAUUGUGACGAACCUUAGUCUAUCGAAAACAUUCCAUAAUUUAUUUAAGAAUUAUCAUUGGCGUAUGCGUCAUUAUUUUUAUAUCCAUGUACUCCUCUUCGUUCUAUUUGGACUUCUAGGUGGUAUGAUUAUUUAUUUCAUUGAACUGAAUAAUAAACUCAUAGCGGUACAUUACGUUGAUGCUUGGUUUGUCUGUUCUACUUGUGUUUAUAAUUGUGGUUUGACAACAAUUGAUUUUGCGCGUUUAACACGUGUUUCACAAAUAUUUCUUAUGUUUGUCACAUUUUUUUGCGGUAUUACAAUCACGACAUUGCCAGCAUUGAUUAUCAAAACACGAACACAUAGAUCAACAGCGAAUAUCAAUGUAGAUGAUGAUCAUGGAGAUGCUAACAAUGAUGAUGGAUUACCUAUGACAAACUUAAAUCGAGAUCAAGUUACGAAAAAAAAAUUAAAAUCACUACCAACAGUAGAUCAAUUACGAUACCGAGCAUAUAUGACAACAAUUUUUCUGAUACUGACAACAUGCUUCACAAUUUAUGGAAUUACAUUUAUUGUUAUCGGUGCUUGGAUUGAGAACAAAUAUCAUCCUGAACAACUUCUACAAGAUGGAAGAGCUAUUAAUGGAUGGUAUGCAUCAUUCAUUAUAACUGUGACAGGAUUCAAUCAAAACGGUUUAACGCCUUGGUCUGAUAGUCUAGGGCGAUUUGCUAAAGAUGUAUAUAUGAAUUUAUUCGUGAUACUUGUUGUGAUAUUUGGUACAUCAUUGUUUCCAUUUUUACUGCGUAAUGUUGUUAUAUUAGCCAAAUUUAUUGUUCCAUGGCGACAUAAAAUUGUUCUUGAUUAUAUCUUACUUAAUAAUCAUCGUUUAUCUACAUUAUUAUUUCCAGCAGUUCAAACACGUAUUUAUCUUUUAAUCACAUCACUCUUAUAUAUCAUUGGUGUUAGUAUAUCACUCAUAUUAGAUUUGAAUAAUAAAAAUUUUGCUCUAUAUGCGGAUGCUAAUCAAUUUCUCAUCUUUCUAUUUCAAACUGUUAUGACACGUUUUGCCGGUUUCACUACCAUAGAUAUUAGUUCUUUAGCAGCAGGAACAUUGAUUGUUUAUCUAUUACUCAUGGCUGUUAAACCACAAAUGUUAUGUAGUAUCGAUGAGACACCCUUUGAACUUGAAUGGAUUGCGCUGAAAACUCAGGAUGAAGUGAAUGAAAAAAUACAACCUUUAAAAGCUGCCGAUCAAGAAGAAGAAACAGAGGCUGAUGCGAAUCCACGUGCAUCAGGAAAUUUGGCGUUUCCUAUUCGUCAGAUGAAUCGAUUUUUACGCCGACAAUCAUUACAAGCUAAACUAAUGGCAAAGGAUCAUUUUUUUAAUGAAGCCAAAAGUCGAUGGAAUACAAGACAGGGCAGUAAGAUUAGUGUGACAAGGAAAAAUGGUGUGAGAAAACGACCGUCUGUUAAUAUAGCAUGGAUUCGUUUCCGCUUAUUUCUUGUAUUUUUUACUCGUAAAAUAGUUGUUUAUACAUUUAACUUUCUAAUUGGUACACGUACGUGGUUAUUUCUGUUUAUCUUUUUGGCAUGUUGUUUUGAAUCACAUCAUAUAAGUCCGGUGGAUGAAAAUAUCACCGUAUUCAAAAUUAUAUUUGAAAUUAUUAGUGCAUUUGGGGCGUGUGGUCUUACGUUAGGCUAUCCAAAUGUCAGUUCAAGUUUUGUUACGGUGUUAACAGUCCCAAGCAAAGUUAUUUUGAUUAUCACAAUGCUAAUGGGACGACAUAGAGGAUUACUUGACUCAAUGAAAGAUCAAGAAAAAAUUGAUUGUAGUGCAGCGAAGCUUCUGGAAAUUUGGAAACAAGCAGUUUUGGAGGAAGUAAACGAUGUUAGUACAUCGAAUUUAAAAGAAAUUGUCACAUCACAGGAUGAUCAAUUUUAG
Didymodactylos carnosus is the source of this 2046-nucleotide messenger RNA. The record is from the annotation of a GenBank genome assembly. NCBI's taxonomy places the organism in Eukaryota, Metazoa, Rotifera, Eurotatoria, Philodinida, Philodinidae.